Molecule: messenger RNA, 1004 nt
Organism: Amyelois transitella
Lineage: Eukaryota; Metazoa; Arthropoda; Insecta; Lepidoptera; Pyralidae
Exons: 8
Coding region: 130-822 (230 amino acids)
Source: RefSeq, a predicted model, not a curated record
GAAGCCAAUUAAUUACGUUUCAGAUAUUAUCUAUUAAUCCGUGUAGUAUAUAAAGUCCAGUUUGUUUAUUCAAAUUUAAAUUGGCGUUUGUACUCGUGAAAUUCAUUAGAUUGAUUUAAACGUAUCAAAAUGAAAAUCUUCGCGUUUGCUUUCGUCAUUCUUCUGGCAGGAGUUGGUGCUGUGCCCAGCCUCAACCAGGUGGCUACUGAUGAGGUUGCCGCCAAAGCCAACGCGCGCUUCAUCGAGGGUAUCAUAGCUGAUGCUAUCGGCGAUGUAGCCCAGGGCAUCAGGGAUGCUGGUCUGGAUCCCCUCAAUAUCGAACAGCUGCAAGAAGUUUACAGGCUUCCCGUCACUGAUCUCGUGAACAUCGAGGGUAUCGUUGAGAAUCUGUCUUCCACCGGCCUCAGCAACAUCAUCAUCGAAAACGCUAAUUAUGGCAUCCUCACCUCCAGGCUUCGAUUGACUGUUGCUCUUCCAAGAAUCUCUGUCAGCGCUGAUGCUGCCGAUGUUGAUUCAACAAUCUUAGGAUGGAACUUUAGAGCUGGUGUCAGUGGCAGCCUGGAAAUUUUGGAGCCCCGAGUGGCCGUAGAUGUGCGUAUUCAGCUCGGUAUCAUCUCUGGCAUCAGCAUCCGCAGUCUCGACAUCGACUUCUCUUUGGGAGGCAUUGAGUCUGAUCUGAGCGUCAGCAUUCAAGGAAAUGACUACAGCAAUGCCAUCAACACCUUCGCCGGAGAAACUCUGCCCAAUGCUCUUGCUAACCACCGGGCCGAGAUCAACGAACUUCUGGAGUUCAUCGUCCUUCAGAUCGCUGAAGACUUGUGAAGAAUCAAGUUCAAUUUGUGUACAUAAGUGAAGACUAUAGGCUUAAGCUGUUUGUUUUCCAUGUAAAUAAAUACUUCAACUAACAUCGAAAUGACUGAAACAUUGAUAUUUAUAUAUUGUACUUAAUUUAUAACUUUAUAUACAGGAUUGUACAUAUAUUUUAUAAAAAGUGACAUUAAAAA